Molecule: messenger RNA, 666 nt
Organism: Trichomonas vaginalis G3
Lineage: Eukaryota; Parabasalia; Trichomonadida; Trichomonadidae
Product: Golgi APPARATUS membrane protein TVP23 family
Exons: 1
Coding region: 1-666 (221 amino acids)
Biological process (GO): vesicle-mediated transport; protein secretion
Cellular component (GO): Golgi membrane
Source: RefSeq, a predicted model, not a curated record
AUGCAGACACAAGAUGAUUCUCCAGACAAAAUGGUUGCAAUAACAGAGAAGAAUCGAUUAUUAGUCAACCAUGUUGCAAUAUAUUUAGGGAUUAAGCUUAUAAUUUUCUUAACGUUUAUUCCAUUACCAUUUUUAGUGCAUAAUACUGGAAUUGUUUUUGCAAUACUUAUGAUGCUAGAAGUAUUGCAAUUCUUUUCAACUAAAAACAUUAGCGGGCUACAUCUCGUCGGUCUAAAAUGGAAUUUUAUGAAACCUAACGAAAACGGCGAUUAUGUUGAAUAUUACGUUCGACCACCUCCAUUUAUUCCAAGUACUUCACAAUCAAACUUAUUCUGGUUAGGAUUUUUCAUAUCAAUAGUUUAUUGGGUUUGUUCAUCAAUCAUCUACGUUAUUUUCAUGAGGUUUGUAGUCCUUGCUUCUUGCCUCAUUAUAUUAUUUUUCGAACUCCUCAAUUUUUAUUUCUUUGCACAAGCACAUUUAUAUGCAAAACAAGCCUCAGAAAAUGAAAUUGCAUCAAAAUUCUUCGAUGUUGGACCAACAGAUGCUAUUACUGCUCCAGAUCCAGAAAAUCCUGAUGCACAAAGUAAUAUUCCAGAUAUAGACGAUAACAUUGAUGAAAUACCAAAGGAUGAAGAUAUAGAGCUUAAACCUGUUAAGACAGAAUAA